AUGUUCAAGCUUCCCACUCUUGUCUUGUGCAUCAUGUCUUUUCGUGUGGGGUGGAUACCACAGGAUUGGAAGCAGGCAGUUGUAGUGGCGAUUCAUAAGCGUGGUACUAAAUCUUCACCCAAUAACUACCGGCCUGUUAGUCUGACUAGCGUUCUACUCAAGUGUCUAGCGAAGAUCAUUAGGAAUCGAAUCGUUGAACUUCUUCUUGCUAAUAACUUGAUCGGAACUGAACAGCAUGGCUUCGUCAAGAAAAAAUCAUGCCUUACCAACCUGCUCUUUCCUCGAACUCUCGAUGAUGGCAUACCA
Molecule: messenger RNA, 306 nt
Organism: Dicrocoelium dendriticum
Lineage: Eukaryota; Metazoa; Platyhelminthes; Trematoda; Plagiorchiida; Dicrocoeliidae
Source: the annotation of a GenBank genome assembly